Molecule: messenger RNA, 2694 nt
Organism: Trichophyton benhamiae CBS 112371
Lineage: Eukaryota; Fungi; Ascomycota; Eurotiomycetes; Onygenales; Arthrodermataceae
Exons: 5
Coding region: 1-2694 (897 amino acids)
Biological process (GO): chromatin remodeling
Cellular component (GO): RSC-type complex
Molecular function (GO): protein binding; chromatin binding
Source: RefSeq, a predicted model, not a curated record
AUGGCGGAAGAUAGCUCUGGCGGUGCUGCCAGCAUCGAGAAUCAGCUGCGGGAGGCUGCGCAGGAGCCGGCAGCUGAGACUCCUGGGGUAGUCGAAUCGAUCGAGAGCUCCAAGGCCGCCGAUGCGCCUGCCAGCCAAGUCACGCUCGUGCAAUGGAGGGCUAUGUCGGACGUUCUUAUAAGCCUAUACAACUAUAGGGAGCCAGACGGCCAUGAUCCUUCGAGACUUUUCCAUCGGAGUGUUAACAAGCGCAACGUACCCGAUUACUACGACGUGAUCAAGGAACCGAUGGCCCUGAGCGUGUUGAAACAGAAGAUCAAAUCCAAAGUCUAUACUCAUUUCGCGGAGUUUGUCAGGGACUGCGCUUUGAUCCCACAUAAUGCGCAAACAUACAAUCGCCCGAAAUCCAUGGCUUACGAGGACGCGCUUAUUAUCAAAGAUGUUAUGAUAUCCGAGUUCCAAAAGCUCGCAGAACAAGAAAUAAUCUCCCCCGAAACGGCUCAACUUCCUGACCUUGGAGAAAUCCCGGAGGCUGACCCUCUCCCUGCUGAGGAGGAGGAAGAAGAAGAGGAAGAAGAUGAAGAAGAUGAAGAAGCCGAAGAUUCGGACGAUGAAGCUCCACGUCGAAAACGUAAAGGCAGACCUCGUCUUAGCUCAAAACGCGAAAGUGGAGUGAACGACCUUCACAAGGGAGCUGAUGCUGAUGGACGCAAGAGACGAGGCCGCCCCCCACGUGUUGAUACCCCUAUGGAAGCUCGGAUCAAAGCCGUUCUCAAGGGAAUCCGUAAACUGAAAGACAGCAGCGGACAGAUGAAGGUUCGCCAUUUUGAACGUCUUCCGGAUAAAUCGGCGUAUCCAGACUACUACGUUGAGAUUAAAGAGCCUCUUGCUAUCGAUCUUAUCAAGAGAAAGUCAAAACGCAAAAAGUACACCUCCGUUGACCACUUCAUGAGGGAUGUCGAUGUCAUGUUCAACAACGCGAAGGCCUAUAACCUUCCUGAGAGCCAGAUAUACCGAGAUGCCGUUGAUCUGCAUCGAGAGGCACAUAGGCUUGCCGAACAGGAGAAGAACAAGGCGGACAGUGAAUACCUGAUGGAAGACGGUCGUCUACCAUUGCCUAAUGGCAUUACAUACAAGGACGAGGUCUGGCGGGUUGGUGAUUGGGUUCAUCUUCAAAAUCCAAACGAUGCGACGAAACCCAUUGUAGCCCAGCUGUAUCGGACCUGGCAAGACCCUGAGGGUGAAAAAUGGAUCAAUGCCUGCUGGUACUACCGACCCGAGCAAACCGUCCAUCACUUCGAGAAGCACUUCUACCCCAAUGAAGUUGUCAAGACUGGCCAGUACCGAGACCACCGGAUAGACGAAGUUGUUGAUAGAUGCUUUGUUAUGUUCUUCACGCGCUACAACCGUGGACGCCCACGGGACCUACCGCUCAACAAAGAGGUUUAUGUGUGUGAAGCCAGAUACAAUGAAGAAAAGCACAAACUCAACAAGAUCAAAACAUGGGCCAGCUGCCUGCCUGACGAGGUACGCGAGAAGGACUACGAGAUGGAACUGUUUGAUGCCCCUCGGAAGAUCAAGAAGAUUCCGAGUCCUAUCAGACAUCUCCUCAAAGAAGACGCAAAGGAAACGGAUGACCUCCCAAAGCCUACCUGGGGUGCCGAGAAUGCGCCGCCUAUCGUGGGAGCUGUCCAUUGCCGUCCACGCGAUGAGAAUGAGUCUCCUCCCCCAGAGCCAACACCUUCACCACCUCCACUGCAGCUUCAGCCGCCUGCUUCCUUACCAAUUCCGAGGCCACCUUCUAUGGUUCAGCCUCAUACGCCGAUGCAGCCUAUGCCCGGCCAAGAUCAUGUUCGACAUAACUCUAUUCCACACAUUCCUGGCCGUAUGCCUCAUGCGGCCCACCUUGCUACUUCCCCUCAACCUCCCAUGAUGCCAGGAGGGCCACACCCAUAUCACCCAGCACGACCAAAUAUGCCGAUGUACCCAGUCGCUCACAACAACCGUAACAUGCCAGUUCAUCCACAAACACCCCAGCCUCCAUACCAUGCUCCCCAGCCUGCACAGCCAUACUCAGCACCGCAUAACUUCCCUUCAUACCAAGGAAGCCGCUUGCCUCAAGCGAGCAUCCCUCCACCCGUUUACAACCCCAAUGCACCGCGCAGUGUAGAAACCUUCCAUCUCCGUGACGGCCUGGACCAAUCAAUUCCAAAGGAAAUACGUGACCAGUUCCAGCAAGACGACCAAGGGCGAGUUCUUUUCUUCAAUGUUCCACCGCUGGAUGUUGUAUCAAAUAGUCACCAGGGACUGAGCCACUCUCUGAAAUAUCUUGCAGCCAAGGAAAGACGGCUAAAACUGAUAGAAGCUACCCGGAAGAGAAUUUCUGCAUCUUCAGAAGAGUCUCAGACGAAGAAACAAAAGAUUGAAGCUGAAGCUGCGGCAGAGAAGAAACGGUUAGAGGACAAGGAAAACCUCCAUGCUGAAACUCUCAAAAUGAUUACACAGACUAUAACCAGGAGCAACUCAGAGUUCUACAUGUACCACUACGGUGAUCGAGCCGCAGAAGUUAUGGAACGAGACCUCCAGGCUCAUCUCGACAGAUGUUACCCGAAAUCCCCCAAGCCAAAAGAGCCAGAGCUGGUCCUUCGGCCAUCUGCGCCAAAGCUCCGCUGGAAUCCCAAGGGCCCAGAAUGA